Messenger RNA from Bufo bufo (common toad), 508 nucleotides. RefSeq names its product lactoylglutathione lyase-like. The coding region runs from base 1 to 468 and encodes 155 amino acids. The record is from RefSeq and is a predicted model, not a curated record. The transcript is spliced from 5 exons. Gene Ontology annotation, molecular function: metal ion binding; lactoylglutathione lyase activity. Lineage: Eukaryota; Metazoa; Chordata; Amphibia; Anura; Bufonidae.
AUGGAGGAGAUGCAGGAGCUGCACGGGCUGAGCGAUGAGGCGGCGUAUGCGGCCUGUACGGACCCGGAGCCGGCCACCAAGGAUUUUAUUAUGCAUCAGACGAUGCUCCGCAUCAAAGACCCUGAGAAAUCGCUGCCGUUCUACACCAAAUGCCUCGGCAUGACUCUCCUCAAGAAGAUCGACCUCCCCUCUAUGAAGUUGUCCUUGUAUUUGAUGGGCUAUGAGGACAAGAAGGACAUCCCCGAGGACAUAAAUGAGUGGAAGGCUUGGAUGUGCUCCCGCAAGGCAACCUUGGAGCUCACACAUAAUUGGGGGACAGAGAAUGAUGAGAAGCCGUAUCACAACGGGAACUCGGAUCCGCGUGGAUUCGGUCAUAUCGGCAUCGCGGUCCCAGACGUCUACGCCGCAUGUAAGCGAUUUGAGGAGCUCGGAGUCACAUUUGUGAAGAAACCGGAUGACGGUAAAUAAGACUCUGAACUGCUUGUCCAAUAUCUGUCUUCUGUUACAC